GUCAAAUACUCAAUCGUUCAACAGCCAAAUCAGAAAGGCACCAAAUUCACCGUUGACGAAGAGACCGGCGAGGUGUCCACCAACAAAGUGUUCGAUCGCGAAGGUGACGAUGGUAAAUUCGUUUCGGUCACCGUUAAAGCGACUGACCAAGGUGAACCUAGCUUAGAAGGCGUGUGUUCUUUUACAGUAGAAAUUACAGAUGUCAACGACAAUCCACCACUCUUUGAUCGACAAAAAUAUGUCGAAAAUGUGAAGCAAGACGCCAGCAUCGGCACAAACAUACUGCGCGUCUCCGCCUCCGAUGAGGAUGCCGACAAUAACGGAGCCAUUGUGUACAGCUUGAGCGCCCCCUUCAAUCCCAACGAUUUGGAGUAUUUCGAUAUACAGGCUGAGUCGGGUUGGAUAGUGUUAAAGAAGCCGCUUGACCGCGACCGCUAUCGUUUGCGGGUGCGCGCCUCGGAUCGUGGUGAGCCACCAUCCUAUGCCGAUGUCGAUGUUGAGUUAGACGUAGUUGACCGCAAUAACAAGCCGCCAAUAUGGGAUAAGAGCAUUUAUGGGCCAAUACAUAUACGCGAAAAUGUCACUGUGGGUACGGUUGUAACAUCGGUGAAGGCAAGGUUUGUAUCUACUCCUGCUCUGUUGUUCACAAGCAUCGACAAGCUACAUGCAUACAGAUGUAUGUAUAUGUCUCUUGUAAUUCUUACCUGUAUUUUAAACAUAACCACUUUGUAA
Messenger RNA from Rhagoletis pomonella (apple maggot), 732 nucleotides. Its product is annotated as neural-cadherin-like. Gene Ontology annotation, cellular component: plasma membrane. Gene Ontology annotation, biological process: homophilic cell-cell adhesion. NCBI's taxonomy places the organism in Eukaryota, Metazoa, Arthropoda, Insecta, Diptera, Tephritidae. The record is from RefSeq and is a predicted model, not a curated record. Gene Ontology annotation, molecular function: calcium ion binding. The annotation marks the transcript as partial. The transcript is spliced from 3 exons.